ACAUCACUCACCAUGUCCUCGCCCCCACGCUACACCGCAACGCAGUACGGCGCGGCCGACGACGACGGCUCGUCGGCGACCGCGCCGCUGCUCGGCGCCUCGUCGGCGCAGUCCAAGCCCCAGCUCGACGCGGCCUCCGCCAUCCCGUUCGCGCUCCAGGCGCAGGCGGCGUCCAGCUCCGCCGCCCGCAACGCGUGGAUGGAUACCCCCGACGACGACAUCCCCGACGACUUCAAGGUCGGCGUCGUCGUCAUGGACUGCGACGAGGCCAUCCGCCGCGCCUUCAUCCGCAAGGUGUACGCCAUCCUCCUCGCGCAGCUUGCCCUCACUGCCGCCGUGUCGGUCAGCCUGUCGUUCGACGGCCCGCGUAACUUUGUCCAGAACAACCCCUGGGUCAUCUUCACGUCCCUCAUCGGCUCGUUUGUCUCGCUAUUCGGCGUCUACUGGAAGCGCCACAACUACCCCGCCAACAUGUUUGUUCUUGCCGCCUUUACGUUCUUCGAGUCGAUCAUGAUCGGCUCGGUCACCAGCUACUACGACUCGAAGAUUGUUAUCCAGGCGCUGGUUAUCACGACUGGCGUGUUCGUGGGCCUUACCCUCUUCACGUUCCAGACCAAGCUCGACUUCUCGUCCUUCGGCCCGUUCCUCUUCGCUGGCAUCUGGGGUCUCCUCACUGCUGGCCUCGUCGGCAUCUUCCUGCCCUACAACCAGACGUUCGACCUCAUCAUCGCCAUCGCUGGCGUCGUCAUCUUCUCCGGUCUCAUCCUGUACGACACCCAGCAGAUCAUGAAGCGUCUGAGCGUCGACGAGGCCAUCCUUGGAUCCUUGACCCUCUAUCUCGACGCUUUGAACCUCUUCCUCUACGUUCUGCGCAUCCUCAACAACCAGCGCGACUAGAGUGAGAGCAGAGGGGCGUGAGAGUCUUCUAGCGACGCCGCGACCUCCCUUUUGCAUGGCCACACGACGAGAAUGUCGCUCGAGCGAGAGUUCAGACCCCCAUCGGCCAACUCCGACGAAGGGCAACCGAAGCCAUCUACCCCCAACCCCAAGUAUUAGUGUAACUCCGAUGUAUCCCCUUCUAACUUCA
Vanrija pseudolonga is the source of this 1087-nucleotide messenger RNA. RefSeq names its product Protein lifeguard 4 (gene Tmbim4). The record is from RefSeq and is a predicted model, not a curated record. The transcript has 4 exons. Lineage: Eukaryota; Fungi; Basidiomycota; Tremellomycetes; Trichosporonales; Trichosporonaceae. The coding region runs from base 13 to 897 and encodes 294 amino acids.